Molecule: messenger RNA, 7302 nt
Organism: Lethenteron reissneri (Far Eastern brook lamprey)
Lineage: Eukaryota; Metazoa; Chordata; Hyperoartia; Petromyzontiformes; Petromyzontidae
Gene: CWC22
Product: CWC22 spliceosome associated protein homolog
Biological process (GO): mRNA splicing, via spliceosome
Cellular component (GO): catalytic step 2 spliceosome
Molecular function (GO): protein binding; RNA binding
Source: RefSeq, a predicted model, not a curated record
GCGGUCCCUUGCGGGGACCCCCCCCCGCCCCCUCCUCCAACUUCGACGCUGCCCCAUCCACGCACGGCCUAGGCUCCACAUCGCGCCAGAACGUGGCUCUUUGAAUACAGAACUCCGUUGCUUUAGCGAGUUUCCUUUUUAAUUUUUAAAGCUUGUUGGAGGGGGAUAGUUCACUGUGACGCAGCCCGUAAUGUCGUCCAAAGAACGAAGUCGUGACCGUGACAAGGAUCAUGAAAAGGAAAACGACCGGAGUGGGGACAGGAGCGAUGACAGAGAAGAGGGUAGGAGGAGCAGCAGAGCAAAGGAUGACAAUAGCAAUGACAAGACCAAGGACAAACGCAAGGAAAGAGAUAUGAAGCAUGAUGAAUCCAGUGACAGUGACCAGAGCAGUAGUACGAGUGAGGAUGGAGAGCUGGAUAAGAGUAGGGAAAGAGACAUUGAUGAUGAUGGAAGCAAGCACAAAGAUAGGGACGGCACCAAGGACAAACGCAAGGAUACGCAUUUAGACAAGGCGAAUGAUGGGGAUGGAACCAGUGACCAAGAUAAGAAUGGCAGCAAUAGCAGAGGUCAGGAAGGUGUGGCAGACAGGUACAGAAAGAGGGAAGGAGGCAGAAACAGGAAAGGAGACCGAGAUCAUCGCAGGGAGAGAAGCAAUGAUAAAGACGAGGAUAGUGAUAUGGAUGUGGAUCGGGGAAAAGAAAAUAGCAGUGACAAAAAUGGCAGUGGGAAGAGAAACAAGGAUAGGAAUGAGGAUGGAGACAUGAAUGAGGAAGGGGACAAUGUCAGAAGCAUAGAAAGAGAUAAGGGCAAGGACAGGAAAAGACAUAGACGAGGGGGUAAGGAAAAAGAUGGGGACCGAGAGAGAGACCGGGACAGGUACAGAGAUAGUGGUGGGGAUAGUGGUGUGGAUGAGAAUGAGAUGAGAGAUGGGGAGAGAGACAGAGAUGGGGAACAUGGAGUGAGGGACAGGGAGAGGGAUAGAGAUGGAGGUAGAGACCGGGAUAGAGAGAAGGACCGUGGCAGGAAUCGAGAUCGAGACCGAGAGAGGGAUGAUGAAAGGUACAGAGACAGAGAUAGACAUGACGAUGAGGACAGAUAUGGAGAAAAAGAUGGAUUCAGGAACAAGGACAGAGAUCGGGACAGACACAGAGACUUGGAUGAGGACGAGGGCAGAUACAGAGAUAGGGACAGAAAUAGGAAUAUGAUUGAGGACGAGGGCAGAUACAGAGAUGGCGGCAGGGACAGAUACAGGGACAGAGGAGGAAGAGACCGUGAUGUUGAGCGGAGGAAGCGAGUAAAAUCCCCUACCCAGGAUGAGGCCGAGAGAGGGCGUGAGUUGGGAGAUGCAAACGAAGCGGAGAGAGUGCGGGGACGAAUUGAGCCAGACGGGGAGGUAGCAGGUGGAGAGGAACCACCAACUAAGAAAAAGAAGGAUGAAGUGGAUCCCAUCCUGACACGCUCAGGGGGAGCAUACAUUCCUCCUGCAAGGCUGCGCAUGAUGCAAGAGCAAAUUGCAGACAAGAGCAGUUUGGCGUAUCAGCGAAUGAGCUGGGAAGCUCUGAAGAAAUCAAUAAAUGGCUUGAUCAACAAAGUAAACGUUUCAAACAUCUUCAACAUCAUCAAGGAGCUGUUGCAAGAGAACGUUGUUCGGGGACGUGGUUUGCUGUCACGCUCCAUGAUCCAAGCACAGAUGGCCUCCCCAACAUUCACACACGUCUACUCUGCGCUCACCGCCAUCAUCAACUCCAAGUUCCCGCAGAUUGGCGAGCUCAUUCUUCGGCGUCUCAUACUCAACUUUCGCAAGGGAUACCGCCGUAACGACAAGCCACUCUGCCUGUCCACAAGCAAGUACAUUGCUCACCUUGUGAACCAGAAUGUGGCGCACGAAGUGCUGUCCCUGGAGAUUCUCACUCUGCUGCUGGAGCGGCCGACGGAUGACAGCGUGGAGGUGGCUGUUGGCUUCCUCAAGGAGUGUGGUCUCAAGCUCACAGAGGUCUCACCACGGGGAAUCAACGCAAUCUUUGAGAGGCUGCGGAACAUUCUGCACGAGUCCCAGAUCGACAAGCGCGUGCAGUACAUGAUUGAGGUGAUGUUCGCCAUCCGCAAGGAUGGCUUCAAGGACCACCCAGUGAUCCCUGAAGGCCUGGACCUUGUGGAAGAGGAUGACCAGUUCACGCACAUGCUGCCGCUGGAGGAUGACUACAACUCCGAAGACCUUUUAAAUAUUUUCAAGCUGGAUCCAGAUUUUUUGAACAAUGAAGAAAAAUACAAAACCAUCAAGAAAGAAAUAUUGGAUGAAGGCAGCAGCGGGGAAGGCGAGAGCGGGGAGGGGGAAGGUAGUGACAGCGACGAUGAAGAAGAGGAUGAAGAGGAAGCAGAGAAACAAAAGAUGACAAUUUUGGACCAAACAGAAACAAACCUGGUUUCUUUUCGUCGCACCAUCUACCUUGCCAUACAGUCCAGCUUGGAUUUUGAGGAGUGUGCCCACAAGCUACUAAAGAUGGAGUUACCAGCUGGCCAAGAGAAGGAGUUAUGCAACAUGAUUCUGGACUGCUGCGCUCAACAGAGGACAUACGAAAAGUUUUUUGGCCUUCUGGCAGGUAGAUUUUCCCUUCUGAAGAAGGAGUACAUGGAGAGCUACGAGGCUCUGUUCAGGGAGCAGUACGAGGCGAUCCACCGGCUGGAGACGAAUAAACUCCGCAACGUGGCCAAGCUCUUUGCCCACCUGCUGUUCACCGACUCCAUACCGUGGAGCGUGCUCGAGUCUGUGGUUCUCAGUGAAGACACCACCACAUCCUCGAGCCGUAUUUUUGUCAAGAUCCUUUUUCAAGAGCUUUGCGAAUACAUGGGACUUCCACGCCUCAACACGCGCUUAAAGGACGAAACACUGCAGCCGUUCUUUGAAGGGCUCUUUCCACGGGACAACCCACGCAACACCAGAUUCGCCAUCAAUUUCUUCACCUCCAUUGGGCUCGGGGGUCUCACCGACGAGCUGCGAGACCAUUUGAAGAUCGCCCCCAAGCUGAUCAUGGCCCAGCGCCAGGAGGUCGAGUCCGAUACCUCGUCCUCUUCGUCCUCUUCAUCCUCGGACGAGACGGACGAUACGGACGACGAUUCUGACUCGUCCUCUGAUGACGACGUCGAUUCGUCUUCCGGCUCGGGCAGUUCCGGCAGCAGCGAGAGCACCGGCUCGGCGGACUCUUCCAGCGAAGAGGAAAGCAGCAGCAGUGACUCAGAUGCCGCGAGUGCCAGGAAAAAGAGAAAAGGAAAAGUCGGAAAGGAAGACAAGCAAGUCUCCGGAAAGGGGAAGGCUCGGAAGAAAGAUGCGAGCCAAACUAAGAAGACGAGUAGGCGAGGUAGGGAGGGCGAUGAAGAGACUUCUCAAAGAGGGGAUCGUAGGCGAAGGGAGGCCCAAAGAAGCGAGACAAAUCUGGAAAGAGGAGAGAGGGGCGGUGAUGCAGAGAGGGAGGAGAAGCGGGAAAAACGCAGGGAUCACAGCGGAGAGACGGGCACCAAAGCAAAGCGCGGCGGCGGCGGCAGAGGCGCCAGCCCUGAUGAACGACGACACGGAGACUCGAGCCAGGAGAGGGAUGUCGCGAGGAAGGAUGGUGGACGAGUCAAAGGUGCCGAUCGAAAAGGAAAGAAAGAUCAAAGCAAGGAUAGGGGCAGCAACAGGCCGAGUAAAAGCGACGACGGGCAGAAGCAUAGAGGUCGAGAACAUGGCAGCAGUGCAAGCCCGCAAAUCAACGAUAAGGAUCGACGGAGAAAGACAAAUCAGAGUGCAGAUGAGGAGCAUGAAGAACCAAGGAAGUCCAAAAGACAUGGGAAGAAGAAGAAUGAUCGGGAAAAGGAUGACGUACAACCCGGACGGAAAUCAAAUCAAAGCGACGGCAAAAGGGCCCGACACGACACAAGCGAUGAGGAUGAGGACAUGCAGAGAAGCAGAAGACGUAAGAAAGCUAGUGAUGAGAAGGAGAGGAAUGAUGAUGAUGAUGAUCGUGGAAGGCAUGAAGAAGGAAAGAAAAGUAAUCACAAGGCAGAUGGAAGUGGGAAGAGAUCUGGCAGACCUGAAGAGACAACUGACAAACGAAAGGAGCAUGACCAUUCCAGUGACAUGGAAAUGGACAGGGGAAGACAAAAACAGAAUUCCAGAGAAAAUAAUCACAUGAAGGUGCAGGAGACAGCCAGGAACAUGUCCCCAGAACCCUUUCAAGACCGAUCCCAAGACAGGCAUAGGGAGAGAGCUCCAGUGGGAAAUAGGAGUGGAUCUCAGGACAGACACCAGGACAGAUUUCAAGACCGACGUAGGGACAAAUCGGAAGAAAGACACGUAGACGGAUCGCAAGAGAAACAUAAGAAUACAUUUCCAGAUAGACAUCAAGAGAGAUCCUCAGACAGACGCAGGGAUAAAUCUGCAGACAGACGUAGGGAGAAAUCUCCAGACGGACGCAGGGAGAGAUCUCCAGAUGGACGCAGGGAGAGAUCUCCAGACGGACGCAGGGAGAGAUCUCCAGACAGACGCAAGGAGAAAUCGCCAGACAGACGCAAGGAGAAAUCGCCAGACAGACGCAAGGAGAAAUCGCCAGACAGACGCAGGGAUAAAUCUCCAGAGAGACGCAAGGAGAAAUCUCCAGACAGACGCAAGGAGAAAUCGCCAGACAGACGCAGGGAAAGAUCUCCAGAGAGACGCAAGGAUAAAUCUCCAGACAGACGCAGGGAGAAAUCUCCAGACAGACGCAGGGAGAAAUCUCCAGACAGACGCAGGGAAAGAUCUCCAGACAGGCGCGGGGAGAAAUCUCCAGACAGACGCACGGAUAGAUCUCCAGACAGACGCAAGGAGAGAUCUCCAGAGAGACACCCGGAGAGGUCGCAAGACAGAACCAGAGACAAGGGUGAGGCAAAAGGAGGCAGCAAAAAUGAUGACAGCCGUUUGAGCAGGAAAGCAAGAGAUCAAGAGAGGUCACGAGAGCGGGAUCACCAGGGCAGACCCCGCAAUCGAGAACGUGACAGUUCCCACGACCGCGAUCGCCGCAGUUAGGAAAACAUUCUUAAAUAUUUUUGUGAAAAGUUGUUUGCCUUUGUAAUACCGUCACAUCGUUAUGCUUGAAAAUGUGAUCACAUAACAUGUUUAUGUAAAAUAUUUUGUCAUGUUCUUUGAUAUCCGAAUGCAUUCGGAAGUUUUUAGGGAUGAUGGUUGACAUUUGUUGUGAAUAUCCUCGUGAAAAGGGGUGGGGGGGGGGUGGCGUGUACCGAUUGCGGGCCUAACUCUUUCACAUUACCCUGUGACGUCUGUGUUUCCCCCCCCCUCCCUCCCUUCUCCACAUGUUACCAUAAUAAAUAAUUCUUAAACAUGUCCUUGCUUUGCAACAACAUCACUAUCGCGUGACACGACGGACCCUUCUGACCAUACGGCAUAACAGCAAAUGAGGUAAUCUGGUCGUGCUGGAGGGAAAUUGCCAAGAGAGUGGGUGUUCGAGUUGAAGAUCGUCGUCUCUUGAGCUUGUAAACUGACCCUUUUCGCUCUUGACAUGCACCUCGCCUCCUUUUUUUUUUUACCUCUUCCAUACGAUUCAAAACCGAUGACAAAAUGAUAGCAAUAUAACAGCUGAAUCUUUCGUCCCGUUUACCCUUGUGCUGGAAGUGUUUUUUUGUUCACAGCGUACAAUGGAGAAUGCUUCUGUAUUACCUUUUGUGUGCACAAUGUCCCGCACGACAUUUCGUUGUCAGUUGGUGAGGUGUUGACAGCUUUUGAGAGACGAGUGGAGAUGAAAAGCUAAAUGCAAAUAAGAUUUAUAAUUCGCAGAAACCAUCUGGACACCCUAGUCCUCGGGUCAAUUCCGUAGACUCAUCCUGUCACGACGUUGUGCUAUUGUGCCUGUGUUGAUGGCUCCCUCGACUGCAAUAUAAUGUGUCCAUAAAAUUGACAUGCAUUGCUCGGACAUAGUAUGGCGUAGGGGGGUAUUCAUUUUCUGCGUGUUAAAUUGUUAAUGUACAUUGCUCUCUUGAUUACAAAAAUUAUUUCCUGUAAUUAUUCAAUUCUCACAGCACCCGCAUUUUAUUCCGCUGGUCCACUGCAGUAAUGCCUCGGUUCAUCAAUGGCUAAUUAUACAAUGGAGUGUGGUGUUCGAUAUUAUUAUAUUGACUAUGAAAGCCAGUACACGUGGGUUUUCUAUAAUAUCAUUAUUGAUUGUGUCCACGUAAGGUCACCGAUGGCUCGUGCUGCAGAAAAAAGGUCGGCCUUUUAUUAAGCGGCUUCGAGUAUUGCCAUCGAAGAUCCACAUUAACAUGAUCACCAUUACUGUACGUCCAUUCACUCUAUUGCAUAUAGACCUUGUGUGCAUGCACGAAAUUCCAUUAUCACCGAGUUUAAUUGCUAAUGUGAAUCUGGAUGUGUAAACCCACAAUAAGAAACUGAAUAAAAAAUAGUCAAUAGCACAUUAUGUACAGGACACGUUCUGCAAACCAUUUUGUUGUACACUAGAAAUGCACCUGGCUCUCAAAGAUAAAAUGUUUUACAAUGAGAAUUCUACUGGGUAUUUACAUUUGUAGUCAAUCAUGCCUUUGCUAUCUCGAAAAUUGCCACAUUGGAUACCGGCUUAUUAGGAUAGAUUGCUCAUUUAUGUUUUAUCAAUAAGUAAAUCAAGGGUUAAUGUGAUUUAUUUGUUUGCUCAGAACUUCCAAAGGCCAAGCAAUGGACCUGGCUGCGGUGUGUUGCACGCUGCCGCGUUCUUUCCUAAGAUAAAAAAAAUAUGAAGCAUAUGUAAAAGUGACUCAAGUAAAAACGUGACAAAUGUGUUUCCCUACUUGUGGAUGACGCCCUGGUUAUAAUGAUUAGCACGCUGGCAUUGCAAUGCCAGAAGCCGCCAGUUUAAUUUCUCCUGCCGUGUGCCCACCCAGCAGUAUGCACCAGCAGGUCACGUGUGAUGGGGUAAAGUGUGGGUCAUGCCACAUUUUCCCAAGACGUCUGCCCAGCCUGGCCAAGUUACCUUCUAGAUGUUCUAGAUUUGAAGCUGUUGUGACUGCAAGGAUUCAUACUCUUAGUUUUUUCGGUAAAGUCACGUAGGUAAAAAAUUGAAAUGAAAAUGAAUAAAAAUAAUACAAAUUCAUUUAAAUGUUUUACCUGCGUGACUUUACCGAAAAAGCUAAGAGUAUAAAUACCUUCUAGAUGGUCUCCUAUAACCCGGUUGUCUCUGCGAAGGAAAAUAACGGAGACCGCUUUUUGUUUUCAUACUCUUCUCGCAAUCGUCCUGUACUCGGAACACUCAAACUAAUAGAUUUUGUAAUAAUAAAAUGUCAACACAA